AUGUUUAAAAGAUAUAAUCAAUUGGUAUUGAAAAGACCGUUAGUAACCAAUAUGGUUACAACUGGGAUAUUGUUUGGUACGGGAGAUUGUUUGGCCCAAAAAUUUUUCCCUGAACAUGAAAAUUCCACUUACGAUUAUCAAAGAAGUUUAAGAUCAAUCAUCUACGGAACCUUAAUUUUUGCUCCGAUGGGAGAUAAAUGGUAUAAGUUCAUAAAUACAGUGAAAUCACCAAUUAGAUCAUCCAAUGGUAAUAUUAAUAAAUAUUUGGACGUUGUGACUCGAGUAGCUGGAGAUCAACUCGUUUUUGCCCCAUUUGUUGGGAUUCCAAUGUAUUAUACUAUGAUGACAUUUAUGGAAUUUUCAUCAAAUCCUUUGGAUGAUAUCAAGAGGAAAUUAAAUAACAGUUUAUGGCCUACCCUUAAAACUAAUUGGCUUGUUUGGCCAGCAUUUCAAAUGUUAAAUUUUAGCUUAAUACCUGUUCAAAUGAGAUUAUUACUGGUAAAUGUAGUAUCAAUUGGGUGGAAUUGUUAUUUGAGUUAUAUUCAUAAUAAGAAGUAA
Messenger RNA from Yamadazyma jaroonii, 558 nucleotides. Lineage: Eukaryota; Fungi; Ascomycota; Pichiomycetes; Serinales; Debaryomycetaceae. The record is from the annotation of a GenBank genome assembly.